This is a messenger RNA of Helobdella robusta, 1470 nucleotides long. RefSeq lists its product as hypothetical. The record is from RefSeq and is a predicted model, not a curated record. Gene Ontology annotation, molecular function: catalytic activity. The transcript has a single exon. Bases 1 to 1470 code for a protein of 489 amino acids. Lineage: Eukaryota; Metazoa; Annelida; Clitellata; Rhynchobdellida; Glossiphoniidae.
AUGGAUGACGAAGAUAACGUUACAAGGAACAAAACUCUCACAAGUAAUUGUCAAAUGUUUGAAGAUGUAAAGGAAAUAAAUAAUUUCAACACUAAACACAUUUCAAAAAAUGACGUUCUCUUCAGUUUGAUCCAUUUUAAUAUUAGAAGUUUAAAAAACAAAAUUGAUGAAUUGAACGAAUUUCUUGACAAGUUUAAAUUGAAAUUUGACGUAAUAGCAAUCAGUGAAAGCUGGCUAUCAGAUCGUGAUAUGGACAUGGUUUUAAUGAAUGGUUACUGCUACCUCGGUAAAAAUCGUAUAAAUAAAAACGGUGGUGGUGUAGGAGUCUUUGUUAGAAACACACACAACGUUAAAGCACGGCACGAUUUAAAUGACUCCUUGACAACAACACUUGAGAUAUUUGCCAUAGAGAUUGCCAAUGAAGCGCAGUUUAAAAACAUUGUUGUUGUUGUUGCUUACCGACCACCUUCGUGUUCUGUUGGAACUUUUUGCGAAUCAAUCGAUGAUGUCCUGACACGUUUAAAUGAAAAAAAUAAACACAUCGUGGUCACAGGAGACUUCAACAUAAACUUAACUGACGAUAUAAACAGCAAUAAUAACCAACUGCAACAAAUCAUGGAUCUGCACGGUCUUUGUAAAUUAAUAAAUCUCCCCACCAGAAUAACAGCAAACAAACAAUCAGUUAUUGACAACAUAUUUGUAGAUGGCUCGUUGAAUGUGUGCUUGCAAGGAGUGUUGGCCUGUGAUUUGUCUGAUCAUUUGCCAGUCCUCACACAAAUUUCUUUCAGCAAACAAGUAAAAAAAGAAAAACUCAUCGUAGUUCCUUCAACAAAAUUCUUGUCCUCAUCAAAUCGAAUCAGCAACUUAAAUAAACGACUUUGUGAAAUUGAUUGGACCGACGUAUAUGAUUGUUGGGAUGUCGAAAUGGCUUGGGUAAAAUUUGUCGAGCUUUUCAAAUGUUGUAUGAUAAAAUGCUGCCAAGUAAGUAAUAAUAAAAUUAAUAAGAUCAGCAAACAAAAGCCAUGGUUCAAUAGUGAAAAUAAAAAGAUACUGAAAGCUAAAAAUCGAUUGUUUAAAAAAUUCCUUAAAAUCCCAAAUGAUGAAAACAAUAAUAAUUAUAAAUCUGCAAAUAAAAUUUAUAAAAAAAUAAAAAACAACGCAAAGAAACAGUAUUUCCAUAAUAUUCUAGAAAAUAACAAACAUGAUAUGAAAAAAUCAUGGAAAAUUAUGAAUGAUGUUCUGAGGAGAUCAAAUAACGACUCAAAAAGUAAUAAUAUACAUCUGAAAAGAAAUGGCCAGAUUGUAAAUGAUCCAGAAAAUGCUCUAAAUGAUCACUUUGUUUCUAUCGCCGAGAAACUUAACGUAAAUUUUGUUAAAACUUUUGAAUAUAAAAAACCAAUGAAAAACAGUAUUCAAAAUUCAAUGUUCAUAAGUUCAGUGACAACGUCUUUCAAGCAACAAGAUCUCUGA